AUGCGGCGGGCUUCGUCCGAAACGCGAGAAAAACUUUCGCAUGAUAAAGAGAAAAAGAGAGCAAUUAGCCAUAGUGACCAGAUAGCAACUUCAGGUUCCAGGCUUUUUGAAUCCAUUCGAAACAUUGGUAGGCUUAGGAGUGUUGUGCAAUUUAGCUCGCCGCAACGCAGUAGCGAGUUUGCUGAGAGAUAG
This is a messenger RNA of Plasmopara halstedii, 192 nucleotides long. RefSeq lists its product as uncharacterized. The transcript is spliced from 2 exons. The coding region runs from base 1 to 192 and encodes 63 amino acids. The record is from RefSeq and is a predicted model, not a curated record. Lineage: Eukaryota; Oomycota; Peronosporomycetes; Peronosporales; Peronosporaceae.